Molecule: messenger RNA, 552 nt
Organism: Mercenaria mercenaria
Lineage: Eukaryota; Metazoa; Mollusca; Bivalvia; Venerida; Veneridae
Exons: 4
Coding region: 160-552 (130 amino acids)
Source: RefSeq, a predicted model, not a curated record
GGUAAAGAUGAUAUAUUUGGCGGUGAUCUCAAUGACCUGGAAUGCUCGGGAAAAUCGUUCUACUUUGUACGUGCCCUUAGUUAUUGUGAUAUUAACAAGAUAGAGUUACACGUACUGAAAGAAACUCUGAAUACAUACCCAGAAUUUUCAAAAGAAUUCAUGGACAAAAUACAAGUGACAUUUAAUCUUAAGCGGGGAACUCUGAUUGAAAGAAGGAAGACGUCUAAAAUGGAUGACGAGACGUUAAGGUUUAUACGUCAGAAGAGGCCACAUAUGCAAUCGAAAGGACGAAAAACUGAUACAGAGGUAGCUCGACGAAGCGGGCGAUCCAACUGGCGCAGACGAAUGACUAGCACGGGACCGCAGAUGGGAGAAGAUGAGCCGACGUGUAAGGCAUUCGAAAUUUCUCCGCAGCAAGCGUAUAGCGACAUAGAUACAGCGUUCAAAGACAGAUCAGUGAAAAGUACAAGUGUAAAAAUGCGAAAUGACAACAAACAUUCCGGGCCUUCACCUGGGCACAGUCGCACGACGUCAGCCGGUACAAGUAAGUGA